AGAAUAGUCGGAAAGAACAAAAUCCUUUGCUUAACUCCCACUGCAUCUCACCAACUCUCCUUCUCUUUAGCAGCUGAAGAAACAGAAAUAGAGAGGGAGAGUCCCUUUUUUUCUUUAAUUUUGAAGCUACAAGAACAGUGGAAAUGGCUGGAGUAAAGGUGUCCGUAGCCCUUGUUUUGGUGGUUCUCAUUUCCAUCUCCUUCAAAGGGAAAGAGGUUUCAGCCCAAGCGCACCAUGUUGUAGGCUUCGACCGUGGCUGGGACCCUGAUUCGGAUAUAAAUUCUUGGUUAUCCGGCCGACUCUUCAGAGUGGGUGACAAAAUUUGGUUUACAUACUCGGCAGCACAGGAAAGCGUCCUGGAGCUUCAGAGCCUGGAGGAUUUCUUAACGUGUGAUCUAGCAAAUCCUAUCAGAACGUACACGGAUGGCCUAAAUCACAUUUCCCUUGACAGGGAAGGAAUAAGGUACUUCACAAGCGGAAACCCAAUAAGUUGCAAAAAUGGGCUAAAGCUACACUUGAACGUGCAACCUCCAGAGAAAAAUGAGAGUCGAAACACUACAUUUACCAUUGCAACUGCUCCUACAUCACCAUCUGUCUCGACCAAAUUGAAUCAGCUUACUUAUCUAUUGUUCUUUGGGCUGCUUCAUUCCUACAUUGUCUAGCUGAGAAUUUUAGGGGUGAUGAUUAUCUGGUUUAAUUUUCUUAGUGAAUUAACAGAAAGAGUUUUGAAUGGGAAUUGUUAGCUUCUCACUAUGACUAUGGUUUUUAUAGUUAUUGUCAAUCAAAGGUAGCUGAAGAAAAGCUCUUUUUAGUCUGUAUUACUUAAUAAACAUACAAUCUUGAAUCAACUUCACAAAUUUUCUACUGUUUUUUAA
Messenger RNA from Olea europaea var. sylvestris, 875 nucleotides. Its product is annotated as uclacyanin 1-like. The transcript is spliced from 2 exons. NCBI's taxonomy places the organism in Eukaryota, Viridiplantae, Streptophyta, Magnoliopsida, Lamiales, Oleaceae. Gene Ontology annotation, molecular function: electron transfer activity. Gene Ontology annotation, cellular component: plasma membrane. The record is from RefSeq and is a predicted model, not a curated record. Bases 144 to 662 code for a protein of 172 amino acids.